Molecule: messenger RNA, 1191 nt
Organism: Aureobasidium pullulans EXF-150
Lineage: Eukaryota; Fungi; Ascomycota; Dothideomycetes; Dothideales; Saccotheciaceae
Exons: 1
Coding region: 1-1191 (396 amino acids)
Source: RefSeq, a predicted model, not a curated record
AUGUCUCCCAAGACAAACAACUCCAACAAGGCGGCUCUCGCUAAUAUGCAGUUUGGCUCCAUGAGCACCGACAUGUGCGCGUCCGUCGCAGGUUUCUCCAGCAACGAGUUUGGUUCAACCCGAGACCAAAACACGACUUCCACGGGAUCCACCGGCCCCGAAGAGUUUAUCGAUUUCGAAGAAAACGACCUUGGCGAUGAUGAGGAUGACCAGGACGACGAGGACGAAAUUGACUCCAGCGAGAACGACGAAUCUGACGAGUUCGAGCUUCACGACGACGAGGAUGAUGACUACGAGGUCAACCCUGUCAUCGAACGCAUGCUCAAGAUCGCCGAGGAAAAGGCUCUCGAGCAAAAUGUCAUCCUCCCACAGUUUGGCACAAUCAGCGAGCGCUAUUCUGGCAGAGACAUCGGCGACCCCUCAAGUCCCGCUUACGACGAGCUUGGCUCUAUCGACAAUCGAGACGCGGCUUCCAAGGACCUCGACAAGAUCAAGGCCGUUUUUGUAGUCGACAAGGACCGCUUCGACAUUCGGACUCUGAAAGUCGAGCCAGAGGUUUGGAUUGAUUUUGAAGAAUUCGACUUCGGCGAGGACGAGGAGGAUGAUGACAACCUUGAGGCCAACUCCGUCACCAACAGACAACCCAAGCUCGUCGAAGAAAAUAUCCACGAACAGGAUGCCGUCGUCCCACCAGUUCGCCAAUACAAUAUCAUCAAGGAGCUUCCAAAGCAUUCGAAAUUCCAGGAUAACCGCCCAGCUUACGAAGCCCUAAUCAUCAUGGAGAAGCCGACCAUCUCAGCAGCGGCUGCAUUGGGUAUAUCUGGAGACAAUGUUGAACUGGCUGUAUCUGAAGACGAUGUUGAACAAGCAAGCGAUCAAGGACAGACCCCAUCUCGUGAGCUUUUCACCACACAAGAUCCCCUGGCUCUUUGGGAGCAGAUCGAGCUCGCCCCAUGGGAGGUUGAGCAUUGUGCAAAGGCAAUCUACACCAUGCUGCAACGCAUCCGAUCAUACAAAGAGUUCACUUCGGAGCUUUUGCAAAAGGAGUGGGCUAUGGCCAUUGAAGAGAACUGGGGUCCUCCUAUUCUUGGCAGUCUCAAGCGCGCCGCGGAGGCUGAGUUCUGGAAGAACAAGAAGGAUGAGAGGGAGAAGGUUCUCAGGAAACUCUGCAACCAGAUGAGCCUCGUGUGA